Molecule: messenger RNA, 603 nt
Organism: Apiotrichum porosum
Lineage: Eukaryota; Fungi; Basidiomycota; Tremellomycetes; Trichosporonales; Trichosporonaceae
Exons: 5
Coding region: 1-603 (200 amino acids)
Source: RefSeq, a predicted model, not a curated record
AUGUUCCACACGAGCAGCAAUACGCUCGCGCCCGUCAACCCUCCGGUCGCUGUGUACCCUCACAUGGUCCGCAAUGUACCCGUGACUCUCACGCUCCGGGAGAAGGCUUGGUCGCUCAGUGGUGACGACUUUUCGAUCAAGGAUGCGUCCAACAACCAGAGCGUGCUCAAGGUCAAGGGCAAGACCAUGUCGAUCCACGACCGCAAGUACAUGUACGACGCGCAGGGAAAGAUGCUCUACAACAUGGCGGACAAGAUGAUUGCCAUCCACAAGACCAUUGUCUGUGAGGGCGAGCACGGCAAGGAGAUUCUCACCGUCAAGAAUAAGUGGAGCACGGGUUCCAAGCUCAAGGGAGCCUUCCUCGACCACGAGGACAAGGAGCGCACCAUCGAGCUCCGCGGUGACAUGUUCGGCACCUCGGCCAACAUUACUUUGUCAGAUGGCACCAACCUCGCCCAUAUCUCGCGCAAGGUUAUCACUGUUGCGGACAUGGCUGCCGACAAGCAGACUUACCACGUCACAGUCGCGCCGGGCGUUGACCCGAGCCUCAUCGCUGCCGUCUGCGUCUGCUUCGACGAGAUCGAGAACGAAGAGGACAAGUAG